Molecule: messenger RNA, 1572 nt
Organism: Blepharisma stoltei
Lineage: Eukaryota; Ciliophora; Heterotrichea; Heterotrichida; Blepharismidae
Source: the annotation of a GenBank genome assembly
AUGGAAAAACUCAGAGAAAGCGUUUAUUUUAGGAGAACUGAUUUAGUAGAUGAGUGCUAUAAAUAUGAUAAAGGAGGUACUGGAAAUGUAACUCGAGAACAAUUCACACAAGCCCUAAAGCUGUCAAGGCUAAAAUUCUCAGAAAAAGAAAUCCAAGAAAUCGCCCUUCUUGCACCCAAAGAUCCUGCUGGGAAAAUCAAGUACCGGGAUUUCCAGAAAACAAUGCAAAGCCAACAAAAUAAUAGAAACCCAGAAAUUUAUAGCGAAGAAAGCUAUCCUGAUAAAGUAAAAGUUGCCCAUGCGCUAAAAGAUCAAAUUGAAUUAGUAACUGAGCCUGAAGUGAGCGAAGCUAUGUUUGUCAGCUUUAUUAGAAGAACCUGAAUAAGAAUUGAGCCACAUAGGCUAAGAGAAAUAUGGUCACAAAUCCCGCAUAGGACUUCUGAGCUAAAAAAAUGGGUCGAGAGGUAUGUUCUUAAUGACUUACCAGAUGCCGUUUUACCUCCUGAUAACUCUACAAAUAUUGCGAAUUUACCGAUUAUUUUAACAAAAUUAAGGAAUAUUGCUACUUUGUAUGGAGUUGAUAUAGUCAUGCAGUCAGUUAAGGCUAAGUCUGUGCUGUUUAGAGAAGAUUUGUGAGAAAUUGUGAGGAAAUUUAAGCUGGGGGCAACGAAUGAAGAAUUUGAUAAAUUUCGAGAGUGGGCAAUCCAGCAAGGACUUAUGAAGCUUUAUGAUAUUGAGCUUGGAAUGGACUCUACAGGUCUUGCAGAAUAUUUUAGCGAUAUUGAGGUGCUGUCAACUCAAGAAGACCUCCAAGGGAAUUCUCCAGCACUAACCCAGAUUCUUAAAAAAGCAGUUGGAGAAAUGAUAACAGAAAGAUUGCUUAAUGUAAAACGAGCAUUAGAAGCUAAUGGCGACAACCAUUAUAUAGAAGAGAUUAGGCUUCGAGAAGUUUUAGCAUAUUCUUUACCUCAGCUUUCUAAUGAAAAUAUAAGCCUGAUCAUAAAUUCUUUAAAAUAUACUAUCCUCCCAAGCUAUGAAAAUCCAUUCAGAAGAAUUUAUAUACCAGAGCUCAUGAGUUUAAUAAAUGGCUCAGACUAUGAAUUAUCAUUUAAGAAAAAAGAAGAAACAAAAAUUGAUAUAGAAGAACAAAAACCAAUAGAUUUUGGAAAUUUUGUAGUUAAGCCAAAAGAUUGAAAUUGAGAAAUAGGAGUUUUACGGAAAAUUUAUUGCAGGUAUAGAGAACUUAUAGCGAAUUUAAAGAUAGCUGAUUGAGAGAAAAAAGGAUUUUUAACCCUUGAGCAAUUUCAUUGGGCACUUAAGGUAAGCAUGGAUUGGCUUACAGAUGAAGAAAUUUUCUUUUUAGUGGGGUACGCGAUUAGAGAGGCCGGAUGUUUAGAUGAAAAAAGAACAGGUGACGCUAGGAGAGAUUUAUAUGAAUAUCAAACGACAUCAGUAACUAUUAGCAGAGCGAUGUUUCCUGAAGGAGAACAAUAUAAUAUCUCGUAUCUGUAUUUUAUGGUAUCGAUAGAAAGAUUAAUGAAAAUGAAUGAACUGAAUUCUGAGCAAAUUUAA